This is a messenger RNA of Asterias rubens (European starfish), 1944 nucleotides long. RefSeq names its product neutral cholesterol ester hydrolase 1-like. Lineage: Eukaryota; Metazoa; Echinodermata; Asteroidea; Forcipulatida; Asteriidae. The coding region runs from base 269 to 1468 and encodes 399 amino acids. The transcript is spliced from 5 exons. The record is from RefSeq and is a predicted model, not a curated record. Gene Ontology annotation, molecular function: carboxylic ester hydrolase activity. Gene Ontology annotation, cellular component: membrane.
GUUGGUUGUGUGUGACCGCGCAUGCAACACCAAUGGUCUUGGAACCAAGACUAAAGCAUAUGCGCCAUUAAUUGAGGUCCCGAGAAUUGAACAGAUUGGGGGAAUGCAGAGCAUCACAAAACAAUAGUUUGCUGGCGAUAGCACGGGAUUUGGGCUUGAGUCAAGUCUAGCGCGACAACGGCUCUAGCUAAAGGCCUACACACACUACUCCAUUGCUGAAUCCGAUUUAAUACUUGCUCAAAAUACAAGGUAAAUUAGUGCAGCCGCCAUGAUCAAACAGAUUUUACUGGUGUCUGCACUGGCAGUGGUGGCGUACAUCGUCCUACUACCCGUACCACAGGAAAUAGAAAAACCAUGGACACUGAAGAUGAUAACACUGGUUAUGAAAGUGAUGUUUUUCAUUGGGAACUCCUUCCCGUCGACAAUGAAGAAACUCGACGAGCGUUUUCGACCUGGAAUGCGUGAGAAGGGUCCAAACGUUCCCUACACAGACACCGAGUUUGACGGGGUACUCGUUCGAGUAUUUGAUGAUCAAAAGACUGGGGAGAUUUCCACCAAGCGCCCGGCGAUCGUUUUCUACCACGGUGGUGGCUGGCGACUCGGCCACAUCGACAUGCAACACGGGUUGCUCUCGGAGUACGCGAGAACUUUGGGUGUUGUGAUCGUCUCUGUCGAAUACCGCUUGGCCCCAAAGUACAUUUUCCCUGCUGCCAUAGAUGACUGUACAACAGCUACAGUUGCUUUCUUACGUCGCCUUGAAGAGUUCACUGUCGAUCCAGCUAGAGUUGCUGUCAUGGGUGACAGUGCUGGAGGAAACCUUGCUGCAGCUGUCGCUCAAAGGUUGACCUUUGACCCUAAGUAUGAGGGGUUACCCAAGCUGAAACUGCAGGUAUUGAUUUACCCUGCCUUGCAGGCGUUUGAUUUGCAGCUUCCAUCGAGCCAGCAGAAUGGCGACUACUCCACUUUAGUUCUGGACCGUUUGACGACAGUAGAAUUCAUGGCGAUCUACCUCAACAACAAACCGCAUCUUAAAACUGCAAUAUCGCAAAACAAGCACACAACUCGACAAGCGAAGAUGUCACCUAAGAUACAAAAGUUGCUCUCACACGAUUAUAUCCCUGAUGAGUUCAAACAGAGUGGCUAUACAGCACCACCAGCAGUCGAUGGCGACCAUGAGUUGUACGAGGAGCUACAUCCGGUUCUUAUGAAUCCAGACUUUGCUCCUCUUAUGCGAGAAGAUCUUCAAGGUCUACCGGAGGCGUACAUCUUAACGGCUCAGUUUGAUGUAUUGCGAGAUGAUGGCAUCAUCUAUGCUAAACGUCUUGAAGAGGCAGGCGUUAAAGUCACAUGGAAAAACUACAAGAAUGGCUUCCAUGGCAUGUUUGGACAACAAGACACUCCACUCAACUCACCAUCUGGGAUUGUGGCCGACGAAGAUUUCAUGAAAUUUAUCAGGGAAAAUCUGUAAUGGACUUAAAGGACUAACGUCUGCCAAAGAGGGGGUUCAGGUCCCGGGUAGACUUGUGGGUAACUCUUUAAUGGUCUUACUGUGCUAGGUUCUCCCCCACUGCCAAAUAAAAAAAUGUUGGUAUACCGGGGAGCCAAUGAAAGUGGAGCCUUCACACAUUGUGUAAUUACUGGUGUUAUACCCCCUCAAAUAAAGGUUGUAAUCUUUUUUAAGUAAAAAGACUGAAUUAGUGAAAGUCCAGCUAAAAUACUAAGAUCUCACAAAGCUGUCAGAGUUAUCAUGAUAUUUAAUGCAGUAGUGUCAUAAUUAAAACACGUGUUUAGAAAGUAGGUUUUUUAGCCAGCAGGUGACAGCAGGUUGUAACAAAGCAUCAUGUCUGAUCUAUAGAAUGAUGUACAAAGUAAAUAAAUUUUAAAACACAACUUUUUUUCCUUUUUGUAUGCAAGUCGCCAGACACACAAGCCCUGAAGGCCACU